This is a messenger RNA of Ochlerotatus camptorhynchus, 1264 nucleotides long. RefSeq names its product Ribonuclease X25 (gene RNaseX25). The record is from RefSeq and is a predicted model, not a curated record. Gene Ontology annotation, molecular function: RNA binding; ribonuclease T2 activity. Bases 251 to 1213 code for a protein of 320 amino acids. Gene Ontology annotation, cellular component: extracellular region. Gene Ontology annotation, biological process: RNA catabolic process. The transcript is spliced from 2 exons. Lineage: Eukaryota; Metazoa; Arthropoda; Insecta; Diptera; Culicidae.
GUCGCAAAAGAAAAACAUCUUCUGUUACUGAGCGAAGAAAAUAAGGCUAAUUUAUACUAAACCGGUUCGUCUUAUUACGGUACCAAUCGAGAAGAAUCACUAUUGAUAGCUUACUCAACGGUGAUAGCAGUUCAGGAGGAGUUAAAAAGGAUUUUAACAGGAGCAGGAUUUAUACCACUCAAAUCAUCCAAUGGGCAGGUGAAAGCAUUCGACGCAAACGAAACACAACAGUGAAAAAAUUUCACCCAAGAUGAAACUGGAACAUCUGGCCAUCUUCUCCGUAUUAUUCUACCUACAGUGCUUCGUCCGGACGGAUAGUUCAUCCGAGGAGGACAGUUCAUCCUCCGAAGAAGCUCUGAAUGAAGCCCUGCUCGAAGAAGAUCCAGAGUUUGAUUUACUAAUAUUUACCCAACGAUGGCCCAUCACGGCUUGUUAUGAAUGGCGAGAGAAAAGUUCGAGCAAUAUCUGUGGAUUACCGUCACCGAAAAACAUCUGGACGAUCCAUGGAAUUUGGCCAACAAAGCUGAACACCAUAGGGCCUAGUUUCUGCAAUAAGUCGGCAGUUUUUGACGUGAACGAACUUAGUGCCAUCGAACCCCAGCUGGAACAGUUUUGGAUCAAUGUGGAAAAGAAUAAACCCUUUGAUUCCCUGUGGCGCCACGAGUGGCUCAAGCAUGGCACCUGCGCUGCGGCCGUUUUGGUUCAGCUGAACACAGAAGACAAAUAUUUUGGCCAAGGGCUAACCUGGUUGCAGCAACACUCAAUGGCUGAUGUUCUUGGCGAAGGAGGAGUUACUCCAGGAGGCAAUUAUACCGUGGUUGCGAUCCACCAGGUUUUAAUGGAUCGUUUCCAAAAGAAUGCCGCUAUAGAAUGCUAUCACGACAAAGAAACGAAGCUGCAAUUUAUGAACGAAAUCCGCAUAUGCUUUAACAAGAACAUGGAACUAACAGACUGUGAUGGAAUUUUGUUCGAGGAUGUCUUCAUCGACCGACCAGGGGGCAAACUGAUUACCAACUGUAAUCUUAACAAACCAAUCUUUUAUCCGGGGACGGUACCCUUGUCCCGGUACGACAAGAUGCACAUGUCACCGUAUGAUCUACACAUGAAAUUUUUAGAAGAGUAUAAACGAAAGAAAGCACAGGAAAACAAAACGAUGAAGAUACUGGUCAAUAUCUACAAAUUUAUUCAGUUGCUCAAGUGGACAACCAUGUGAACAACAGAUCACACAAUAGGUUAGAUUGAAAUGCCUUUCUCCUGAUUUUAA